This is a messenger RNA of Poeciliopsis prolifica (blackstripe livebearer), 2234 nucleotides long. It is a transcript of the gene slc35a4, whose product is annotated as solute carrier family 35 member A4. The record is from RefSeq and is a predicted model, not a curated record. Bases 6 to 959 code for a protein of 317 amino acids. Gene Ontology annotation, cellular component: Golgi membrane. Gene Ontology annotation, molecular function: pyrimidine nucleotide-sugar transmembrane transporter activity. Gene Ontology annotation, biological process: pyrimidine nucleotide-sugar transmembrane transport. Lineage: Eukaryota; Metazoa; Chordata; Actinopteri; Cyprinodontiformes; Poeciliidae. The transcript has a single exon.
UUAGAAUGAUUGUAAUCAAGAACGUGGGGUCUCAAACCCCGGUCAGGACUAACAGGAUCAAGUGGGGCUUCCUGCUGGGCCUGAUGGUGCUCAUCUAUGGUUCUCAUGCGCCGCUUAUCACUCUCACCAAAGUAGACGGUCAAGUCCCAUUCAACGCCUCCUCCUGCGUCCUCAUGAUCGAGCUGGCCAAGCUGCUCAUCUCCCUGCUGAGCCUGGUUUUCACAGGCGCCACGUCGAUACCGCGGUCUCCACUUCUCAUUGCCCCUUAUGCGAUCCCUGCAGUGCUGUACACCUUAAACAACAACCUGGUUGUCAUCAUGCAGGCCUACAUGGACCCAAGCUCAUUUCAAAUACUCUCUAAUCUGAAAAUAGCUUCGACCGCCCUGCUGUACUCCGCCUGUCUGGGGAAGAGGCUGCGGUCUGAGCAGUGGUUCGCCCUGGGGCUCCUCAUGGCUGCGGGGGGCUUCCACAGCUACAGCAGCCUGGAUCUACAAGGCUCUGAGAGGAUUGACGUCGAUGAGGGUCCCAGGAUUCACAUCACUGCUUGGGGGCUUUUUCUUGUGCUGGUUUACGCCGGCGUGUCGGGGCUGGCAGCAGUUUACACAGAGAGGGUGCUGAAGAGCCAAAGCUUGCCCCUCAGCAUUCAGAACCUCUACCUCUAUGUGUUUGGAGUGGCAAUCAAUGGGCUGUCCUCUCUCUCCUCCAUCGGAAGUGACCCAGGGUUUCUGGAGGGCUACUCGGGGGUGGUGUGGGCUAUUAUCGCAGGACAGGCAGCAAAUGGACUUCUGAUGUCUGUGGUGCUCAAACAUGGUAGCGGGAUUACUAGACUGUUUGUCAUUUCCUGCUCCAUGCUGGUUAAUGCGCUGCUGUCCUGGGCCAUUUUAGGCUUACAGCUCACUCCUUUGUUUCCUCUGCCUUGUACUCUGAUUGGAUUGGCAGCUUACCUUUAUUACAGAUAGCAGAGGGUUCAUUAGAGACCUGCAUGUUUGGCUUCAGAGGAGCUUCAAACAAAGGCUGCCAGUUGUGGUCCUUAACAUUUGAAUUAUUUCACUGCAAUGGAAAAGUAUCCAUUUCUCUCAAAACAUUUUAUCAAAUGAGUGAAGUGAGUGGAAAACAAUGUAAUGUCAUUCACAUAAGAUAUGAAAGGUAGGACUUUAGUUUGAAACGUGUUUCAACGAAUCACGUUUUGGGGCAGCUGCAGAUCUUUUGGGGUCAUCAAGCUGUGCUACAUCUAGAAACAUUUUUACUCUUCUCUAGUUGAAACCCACUUAGAUCAGAAGCAGAGCUUGCCACAAAUUAGGUCUGGACUUUGACUAGAUCGUUAUAACAUAUACAUUUGUAGAACGUAGGUUUGAGAUUACAGUCAGCUGGACUGAGGUAUUGAAACCAAGCCUGGUUACAAUACCUCUAACCAGGUCUGUUAGAGGUAUUGUAAAGCCUCUAACAAACAGGCCUGGUAAUUCCAUUUAAUUUUCACAUAAACUCUAACCAGCGUCCCUGCUCCUACUACAGCAUCACCAGCAGUCUGGGUUACCAUGAGGAUCUUGUUUUAAAGCUGAUGUGCAAUCAUGGUGUUUGGCAAAUAAUUUUAUUUAACCAAAGCACCUUAAACAUGUUUGCUCUCGUUCCCAAGUGGCUUAUGUUAAACUUCUUAUAACUUUACUUCAACAUUGAUUCUCUUUCUGAAACUCUCUUGUAAAAUGGCCUGAUUUGUGAAGUGCAUGACAAAUCCUUUUAAUAGGUUGUUGCACCUGAGCUAUGGAUCCCUGUAGCUCCUCUAGUGUUACAGUGGGAUUCUCGACUGCUUUUCUGGUCAAAGUUCUGCUCCAUCAGACUUCCAAAACUUUAAUCUUCACACUGCGGUUGGUCCAUUGCUUAAAAUCCUAGUAAAAUACAGACAUUGAAGCCGCAUGUGAUAAAAUGUGGAGAAUCUUGAGGGACAUAAGGACCUUUUGUAGGGCAUUGUCUGAUUUGUGUUUUAUUUAGCCUUUAAGUUAUCUGCCUUCUAAAACUGAACUCCUUUAGUCCUUGACUUUAUUUACUGCAGACGCAGAAAGAACGAGCUGGCAAAAUGAAUCAAAUGUUAUGUUUUGUUUGCUACACAGUUACAUUGUUGCAGAGACAUGCUGCAAGGAUCCAUAAUCAUAAACCAGAUCAUCUUUAAAACACAACAUCAAGGUUAAAAUGUUACAUGUUGCGUUUAUGACCAAUAAAGUUUCUGAACCAUUAACCAA